GAAUGAUACAAGUUGAUUUUAAUUGAUGUUGUGGAUGUUUGUACACUAACAUAACAUUGUUUUGUAGGUGUUGGAGCUUGGGCUUAAGCCUUGAGCUUGCUUUGUGUUGUAUUGUUUAAGCUGUUUAACUGUUUGCUUUACAGUUUGUCUGAUUGAGUACUGACUGAGUUUGAUUGUUUCCAGGUACUUUAGUUGCUCAGUUCCUUGUGAACUAUUGCUUUGCUUUGCUUUGCAUAAGCAAUUUGCAUUGAGGGACCCUUUUGAUCGAGAUCUUGGCUGAGAGACUUUCUAUUCAGAGAUGAGAAGACCCGGCUUGAAGGACGAUGUUGCUUACAGUUUCUUUGACCCGGAUAUCAGUGUGUUGAAGGAUAUGAUAGCAUUGAUCACUCCUGACCAUGUGGGGUUGUUUCGUGCGGUGUAUGGGGGUAUUCUGAAGAUGGUUUUCAGGCUCAUGGACAGAGACAGGAGCGCCAUCCAUACUCUACUUCAGUUUUACGAUCCCGAGCUGAGAUGUUUCGUUUUCCCAGAUUAUGUGCUAGGGCCCAUGUUGGAAGAUUAUGCUGAUAUUUUGAAUAUCCAGAUCAGGGAUCAGGUUCCUUUCCGUGUUACUAAGGAAGAACCUGAUAUUGGUGGGAUUUCUCGUGCCUUCUAUCUGAGUCCAGAGGUUGUGAAGGGUAAUCUGAAGGAGAAGGGUAAGCUGCCUGGUUUUCAUCUGAGUUUCCUAGAGGCUAAGGCUAAAGAGCAGUCAGAAUUGGGGAAUUGGGAAGCUGUCUGUGCUCUGGUUGCGGCGAGCAUUUAUGGGAUCAUUCUGUUUCCGAACCAGAAGAACUUUGUGGAUAUCAAUGCCAUCCGCUUGUUUAUUCGAAGGAAUCCUAUCCCUACAUUGAUUGGAGAUGUCUAUUAUUCGGUUCAUAACCGGAAUGAGAAGAGGCGUGGGGGUCUGAUUCGAUGCUGUGCGCAGUUAUUGGUCAAGUGGUUUAUGGGUUACUUGCCAUCCAAGGGUGCUUUUGUUCUUCUGGGCCAGAAUGUUACUUGGGCGACCAAACUGAUGGGUUUGAGGGCUAAGGACAUAGAUUGGACUCACAGUGACUAUUACUAA
Lathyrus oleraceus (garden pea) is the source of this 1099-nucleotide messenger RNA. RefSeq lists its product as uncharacterized. The transcript has 3 exons. Lineage: Eukaryota; Viridiplantae; Streptophyta; Magnoliopsida; Fabales; Fabaceae. The record is from RefSeq and is a predicted model, not a curated record. The coding region runs from base 299 to 1099 and encodes 266 amino acids.